AUGAAUGAUGAAAAUAUAUUAAUAUAUAAUUAUAAAUUACAAAAUUCAAAAAAUGAAGAGAUUGAAUUCAGUCAAUUUAGAGGAAAAGUGGUUAUCAUAGUCAAUGUUGCUAGUUUAUGUGGUUUCACUCCUCAAUAUAAUGAAUUACAACAAUUAUACAAUAAAUACCAUGAUCAUGGACUCGAAAUUUUAGCAUUUCCAUGUAAUCAAUUUGCUCAUCAGGAACCAUUAUCAGAUUUAGAAAUUGAAACAUCAGUACGAAAGAAGUUUAAUGUUACUUUCCCAAUAAUGAAGAAAAUUAAUGUAAAUGGAGAUUAUGAAUCGAAAUUUUAUAAAUAUUUAAAAGAACAACAAAAAGAUGAAUUAGGGUUUAAGGGAAUCAGAUGGAAUUUUACGAAAUUUAUAAUAGAUAAGCAAGGUAAAGUUAUAACAAGAUUUGAUUCGUUUAUUUCACCUUUACAAUUUGAAUCUUAUAUCAAACAAUUAUUAAGUUUUUAA
Messenger RNA from Insectozyma verbasci, 498 nucleotides. Lineage: Eukaryota; Fungi; Ascomycota; Pichiomycetes; Serinales; Debaryomycetaceae. The record is from the annotation of a GenBank genome assembly.